CAGUAGUCAACGACUAUCAAAGCCAACAAACACCAGCCAGUUUACAAGUCUACUGCCACAAGUACAGACUUCGAAGAAGAAGCUGAGCCGGCACCAGUACCAGUGGUACAGGAAGCUGAGCAGGCACCAGCGGAAGUGGUACAAGAAGCUGAACCGACACCAGUGCCGCUGGUAUUGGCGGCUGUUCCCGGUGGUCUCUCUACAAUAGGAUCAAAUGAUAAUUUCAGGCUUGUGUUGGACAUCUAUAAAAUGAGUGCUGAGAUAAAAUCGAAGUUUCCACACGUAACCAAUUCCCAGCUUGUUUUUCGAAUGAAAAGAGCUAUGCUCGAGUAUCAUCUGAUGUUCCAAAGGCAACAGUGCCGUACCUUAGAAGAAAAAAACGGGUUCAUCAAUGCCCAGCUGCCCAUACCAGACGAAAUUCAUGUAAAGCUCAAGGAAGCUGCACUUGCUAUUGAUCAGCUGAAUAUUGCUCUUCGAGAGCUAGAUGAAGUCGCAAAGCAGCUACAAAGGAAUCAAAAGCUGAAUAGGCUGGUGCAAGUUCUGCCCUUGUUGAGGCAGCGACUGAGACACAUACUGCCUCGACAGCAACGUGCAAAGGAUCGCUGUCCCGAGCAAGUCCAAGCAGUAAAAGUUCAGCCGCAGUCGAAGCUUAAAGAAACACGUCUUCAGGCAAAAGAUUCUCAAGCACCUCAGCAGGAUCAGCAAGAGUAACAACAACCAGCUAAAUGAGGACAUGUGUCGACAGAAGGCCAUUCUCUGCUGCAGCAGCAGCACUGAUACCCACGGGUGCUGGGUCUCACAAAAGACUUCCACGCAGUUAUCUUUCCGCUGCGUCCAAAUGAAUGAGUCCUCGCCGCAUUUGCUGGUCAUCCACUGGCACUGCGUUGGAACCAUUGCCUGGGAAAGAGACAGUGCUAUUGUUGUUCGAGUUACCUGCAGUCCUACAGAACUAGUCCAUGGGGCACAGUGUGCCACCGUUCAUUCCUUUACAGCUCAGUGCUAUGCCUGCAGAGCACUGUUUGUUUUAAGAUUCCUGCAAGCGCCUUCGAAUUGUGAGCAGGCACAUUCAGGUGCAGUGUGCAACACACAGGUGUAUCUGUGAAAGAACCAAUUCAAGCUCCCUCAUGCCAAAGGCUACAUAUGCAAAAUGCAUUCGCCAUUCAGUCUGCUCUGGGUGGAUUGGGCACUCCUGCAGCCACGGUAACGAUCAACAUUGUUGGUAGUUGCCAGAAUUUUGUUAACCAAGACGUCAGCCUCACUUUCCUGUCAUUAAUGAGAUGGCCCAUUGUGGAUUCCUCUGACCAUGGCUGUUAGGACGGCAGGUGGCAAGGAAUGUUCAAUGUCUUAUUGCUGUGCUGUGACUGAGGAACCCUGCACUGUUUCCUUCAGUUAAUGCUAGUAUAUUUGUGAAUUCCAGGACUGUGACUUCACAAGUAUCCUACUGAAACAGCUGGCCUGUCUUUCAGUGCACGUUAUCUCUCUUGCGUGCAGGUUGUGUCAGUGCAACUUUUCUAGAUGUGAUCAUGCGGUCAUCACUGCUGCCCGUCUAACUUAACGUGUAUUAUCUUUUUUGGCAUUUUGUUGCUGGCAGUGACAAAGUUGUGCACUGCAGCAGUGUUCCAUGUCCAUCCACCUAUAAGAAUUCUUUUACAUUCAUGCUUUCAAAAUGUGUGGUUGUCAUGAGGGUAUUGCGAUCGCACAUGUUUAUUUUUUAGGGAAAAUUUAAAUAAAAAGUUUCUUUUCUUGGC
Molecule: messenger RNA, 1748 nt
Organism: Rhipicephalus sanguineus (brown dog tick)
Lineage: Eukaryota; Metazoa; Arthropoda; Arachnida; Ixodida; Ixodidae
Exons: 5
Coding region: 250-711 (153 amino acids)
Source: RefSeq, a predicted model, not a curated record